AUGGCGGAAACGCAACCUACGAAGUCGCCCUCGCGGUCCUUCCGCUCCUUCAUCUGGGACACGGACACUCAUCUCAAGAGCCCCGAGGAGCGCAAGCUCCUUCGCAAGUUGGAUUUCUCCAUCUUGACUAUCGGGUGCUUAGGCUUCUUCAUGAAGUAUCUUGACCAAGGAAACCUCGCCAAUGCCUACGUAUCAGGUAUGCAAGAAGACCUGAAAAUGUUCGGCAACGAGUAUACGUAUGCCCAGACGGCCUACACAUGCGCAUAUGCCGUCAUGCAAGUUCCCAGCACCCUCAUCGUGCAGAAGAUCAGGCCCAGCAUCUGGCUAGCUGCUAUGGAGGUCGCAUGGGGAGUCUUCACUUUUGCCCAGGCCGGAACACACAGCUCCAGCCAGCUUUACGCCUUCCGGUUCUUCGUCGGUUUCUUUGAAAGCUCCUUCUUUCCUGUUUUGUUAUACGUGCUUGGCUCGUGGUACACGAAAACUGAGCUUGCGAAGAGAGUUGCAAUCUUUCACAUGACAGCACCCCUGGGGUCUGCAUUUGGCGGAUACCUCCAAGCGGCAGUCUACAAGAGCCUCGACGGCGCUCACGGCCUGGCCGGUUGGCGAUGGUUGUACAUUGUCUGCGGCUGUAUGACUGUGCCUGUAGGCCUAGCCACCUAUUUUGUUCUCCCGGAUACGCCGUACACCACGAAAUCAAAGUUCUUGACGUCCAAGGAAUGCGAUCUGGCCAUCGAACGAGUGCAAAAGGCAGGAAAGGCAGCACCUGCAGGGGUCACGCUUGCGACGUUCAAGCGUGUGUUGACAAAGUGGAGGUGGUAUGCUUUCGUUCUAGGCUAUGUGCUGUAUGGUGAAUCCUGCCAGGCUAGCGGCUACUUUGGCAUCUGGCUCAAGUCAGAAAACUUCUCAGUUGUGGACCGAAACGUGAUUCCCACCGGCUCGAGAUUGAUCAUGGCGUUUUGUGUCGUUCUAUGGGGCUUCCUGUCUGAUUACACUGGGAGUCGAUUUGCCCUGAUUGUGGGCCCUUUGUUUCUGGGUUUGAUCCCCAACGGCAUUCUAGCUGUUUGGCCACCGAGCGUGGCUUUGAAAGAAUUCGCUUUCCUCACGAGCAGUAUCCAUCUGAUGACUGCUGUCUUCUACACUUGGGCUAAUGAAGUCUGUGCCGGUGACAAUGAAGAACGCGCCUUGGUCAUCAGCAGCAUGAAUGGAAUGCAAUAUGCAGUCGAUGCUUGGUUGCCCAUUGUCAUUUUCCCUCAAACAAUGGCACCCAGCUUCAGACGUGGUUUCCCUGCUACCUUUGGCUUUAUCAUUGCCGCGAUUCUUGCUGUCAUCGGCAUUAGAUUGUUGCUCUUGAGAGAGCAGAAGCGGAACCCUGUGGCCCCGGGGACGUCAAUAGAAGCCGGAGUCAUCGGACAGAAUGACAAAGCAGACGAAAGCACAGGCGAAGUAGACAAGGCUAUAGAACAGUCUGUCGACACGAAGAAGUAG
Messenger RNA from Colletotrichum truncatum, 1485 nucleotides. Its product is annotated as major facilitator superfamily transporter. Lineage: Eukaryota; Fungi; Ascomycota; Sordariomycetes; Glomerellales; Glomerellaceae. Gene Ontology annotation, biological process: transmembrane transport. The record is from RefSeq and is a predicted model, not a curated record. Gene Ontology annotation, cellular component: membrane. Gene Ontology annotation, molecular function: transmembrane transporter activity.